UCUACGACUUGGAGUUUUUACUGUUGGUUAUGGAGAUCAAGUGGGUGCUAGCGUACUUUUUGUUUUCUGUUUUGCUGGUUUCUGGUGACGCUCAAACGUCGAAUGGACCAGCAAACCUGAAGCCAUCUACAGGCCCGAAGAAGCAAGCAUCCCCGAAGGCAGCAGUAACCAAAGUGAAGCAAGCAGUGCAGAAAAAUACAGUAGCGUCAACGCCUACACCACCGUCAACCGAUCCCGAAAUAUGUGAGCUAAAGAAGAAUGGAUCGGAUUUUGCAUUACCAUCGCUGCAGUGUACGUUGAAAAAUCUCCCGGAAGAAAUCGCAAAGAAGUGGAAGGAUCACAUGACAUCGCAAAGUAAAGACGAAUCUGGCCUAUUGCAGGAAAUCUGCGAAGCAAAAGAAAAGAAUGAAGACCCGGAUUUCAUGAAGAAUUAUUCGCCGGAUGACAAAGGAAUGGUCAAUGACACCUCAGUAUUGUGCAGGAUAAGGCACACGACACCAUCUGAAUGCCAAGUGCUGCAAUUGGUCGACACAUGAUCUAGAGGAAGAACGAGCUAAGGCAUUCGAUUGUUCAAUUUCACAAUUUCCAGUCUUCUAAAUAGAGUGGGAUGAUUCGAUAUGAAUAUUUGAGUUCCGGCAAAUAAACUAUUUCCUAUACGUA
Ixodes scapularis (black-legged tick) is the source of this 660-nucleotide messenger RNA. RefSeq lists its product as uncharacterized. The coding region runs from base 30 to 536 and encodes 168 amino acids. The transcript has 5 exons. NCBI's taxonomy places the organism in Eukaryota, Metazoa, Arthropoda, Arachnida, Ixodida, Ixodidae. The record is from RefSeq and is a predicted model, not a curated record.